UUUGUACUUAAACACAUUGAAAACAAACCUUCAGUUCUGUAUUAGUAUCUAAUAUCUCAUCUUUAGUGUGGAUAGAGAAGUACCAAUUCAAAAGAACCAUUUGCAAUCAUCACAUUAAUUAUUAAUAGCAAAGUAAGGGUUUGUGGCAAUGGUAUGUUUACAGUCAACUCUCCUAUGAAAUGCUUUGUGCUGUGUCCUGUAUGCAGGAGGUAGUUUUCAAUGCAUGGUUGUUGAAAGAAUGUCACCUUCUCCAAAUUUCAGAAAUAUUACAUCUACUUCUCCCCCCUUGCCUAUUCUAUCAUUGAAGGAAAUUCAGUUGUCCUCUUAUUGUUUCUUUAUCACAAAGCUGCUGUAGUUAUUGCUCAGGAACACUGUUCUGAAUGAUUGAAGAUGGAUCGUUUGACAAUUUGUACAGGCUUCCUGCCCGAGUUCAGCAUAAGUUAGGUGGUAUUAACUACUAAUCUAAGUUUUAUUUCUAAGAUUGGACUUUAAAAAAGAAUUCUUUUCUAAUAUUUGGUAUGUUUUCCCAUUUUUCAUGAAAUUAUAAAAAAUACUACUUAAUGAGUUUGAAAUGAGAUUUCCAGUUUUCAUAUUUUUUUUUUAUCAACAAGGCCUCCCUAUUUGCAUUCUCAUACAUAGUUUAAAUGUUCUGGAAGAAUUAUCUUUUGUGUUGCAGUUAAGCUUAGGGCUAUUCUGGCUUUUGAUGGCCUCUUUUCUGGCAGAGAAGUCUCUGAACGUGGUCGGAACUGAACGUGAUCGAUUGAUGGCCAGUUUCAGAAUUUCAGAGGCCCUGCUGUUACUAUACAUGAGGUACUACAUGUGAGAUCAAAGGAAAAAUACAAGGAGAAGCAAAUUGAGGGUUACAUUUUUCCCUAUUUCAAUCACAUUUUUCUCAUUUAGGUGGUGAAUUUUGCUUGCUAGCUGAAAAUUUUUAUAUACAUUAUAGAAAUAAAUAAACAUCUGUCCAUUUCUACUUAGCAAUAUAAAGUACUACAGAUUUUUAAACUCUCUCUAUUGAAAACACAUCAUGAUAGUCCCAAAUUCCAUACUAUGUUUUUUUCCCACUUCUACACAUACAUAUUCUAAUUAGAAAAUUUUCUUACAUUAUAAGGAUUCAUAGAAAUCAUCUGGCUUAAAAAUAUUUCAUUUCAGUAGAAUAAUUCAGGCCUAAGAACAAUUUACAUGUAAUAUUAUAAACAUCUGUGGACUCAAGAUUCACCCUGAAAAAUAAAGCACUGAAGAUUUGUUUGAAAGUCACUGUGAUGCCUUCCUAAAUUCCAUAAAAUUCCAUUCUUCCCAGACAUUACUUCUACCCUGAAUUUCAUGUUUAUCAUAAUUAUGCAUGUGUAUACACUUUAGCUACAUGUACAAAUGCUCAAAAAUAAUAGAUAUAAUUAUUUCGCAUGUUUUAAACUUGAUUUAUAAAUGAGAUGAUCCCUUUGUGAGACCCGCUUUUGUUGUUGCUGCUUUACAUUGCAUUUCGGAGAUGAAUCCCAGCUAACUCAAGUAGCUAUAGUGUGUUCCUUUCCUUUUUGCUGCGUUUAAUACAGUAUUGCAGUAUGUGAAUAGUCUAUAAAUUACUUGUCCACUUAUCUAAAGGUAUUUAGAUUAUUUCCUAUUUUUGUCUUCUUCAAGUAAUUCCGUAAUGGGUUUUUUCUAUACAUCAGUGGAGAAGUGGACAGGAGUGGAGAGACUGGACCUUAGGAUAUGCAGCUCCUCAAAUAUCACUAACCUGCUUUCUGAAGUUGUUGCUCUAUCAUAUACUCUCCAUGGAAGCUCCACAUCCUCAUCAAUAUUUUGUUUUGCUGGACUCACAAAACUUUUGCCAGUUUCAUAGCUGUGCCAUGAUAUGCCAUCAUUUUAACUUGUAUUUCUCUAAUGACUCAGGAAAUUAAAUACCUUUUUCUUGUGUUUACUGGACAUGGAGAAUUUUCUUCUAUCAAUUGACUAUUGAUCUUCUUGGCUCAUUUUUCCCCUUAUCAUUUGUCUUUAUAGAUUUGUAAGAAAUCUUUAUGUACUUGGGUACUAAUCCUUCUUUGGUUAUAUGCAUGGCAAAUAUCCUCUCUCAAUAUAUGCCUGGACUUCUUUGAUGUACAUGAAUUUUUAAUCUUAACAUAUCAACUUCAAUAUUUUUUCUCUGUGGACUUCACUUUUUAUGUCUUAAUAUUUAAUAGACUCUUCUCUUCCAAUCUGCCCCACAUCAUUAGCUAUCUUUUUCUAAAUGUUUUUAAGCUUUGCUCUGUAUCUUGAAGUCUUUAUUCUACCUCAAAUGCAUAUUUAAGUGUGAACUCAAGUGCUAGUAUUAUAUUUUUAUAUGUCUAGUUUAUUGUGUGAAUAAUUCUUUUAUUUGCACUGAUCCCUAAUGUCACCUAUUUUAUCAAGUUUCUAUAAAUUCAUCAAUAUAUUUCUGAACCCUCUUUUCUAAUGAACCAGUUUCUAUUUCUAAAGCAAAGCUACAUUGCCUCAAUUACUGUCAUUUUAUAUUAAGCCUUAAUAGUUCAUAUGGAAAUUCCCCAUAUCAUGUUCUUUAAAAUCGUAUUGACAACUUGACUCUGCUCUUGCAAACACAUUUUAGAAUUAACUUCCAAGUUCUAUAAAAAAACUUGAGUGGGAUUUUUAUAAUAUUACAUUAAUUUUACAGGUUAAUUUACAGUACUGAGUCUCCCAUCUAGAAACAAGUGUAUUUGUUCAUUUAUUUGGAUUUACUGUUUGAUUUUAAUGAUUAAAUAUGGGCCCAAAACUGACUGCUCACUGUCACAUAGACAGUUAAUAGCAAAACUAGUAAUAAAAGGAAGGUCUUUUGACUCCUUAACAGCUCCUCCAUUAAAAAAGGCUUAAUUAUUUAGUCAGUUAAGAAAAUGAUCUUGGAGUCCUUGCAGUUUCUGCACCCACCAGCAUGAAAACGAAUCCAAUUUCCCAAGUUUACUAGGUCCCUGAUCAUCAGAGUGUGGUCACAGGACUCAUUAGAAAUGCAGAAUCCCAUUCCUUCCAUGGUCCUACAGAAUCAUAAUCCUCAUUUUUUAAAAAUUCAUGGGUUAUUGGUAGGAACAGUAAAUCUGUGAAGUAUCACCAACAAGGAGUCCUAAAAUAUAUUGCAUUGGCUCUUUUUCUCUAAAACCUGUCAAAAUGCUAGUGGUAAUCUUGAGGAGGUCAUUGAAUUGCAAAGGACUCAGACAGGCAACACUGAGGCCUAUACAAUGACCUUUAGGCCAUGCUCUUCCACCCCAGGGUCACAGCAGCCAACAUCUGUUUUGCUGAAUGAACAUCAAAAGUCCAAAAUGAGAAGAGAUUGUCUAAAAACAUAUAUAUUCAUAUUCCUUUAAAGAAAACAAAAUGUUGAGUUUUUUCUAGAAGCAGUAUAUUCAGGAAAAAUGAAGCUCCUUCUGAGAUCUAUAGUUAGUCAAGAAACAAAUACACUUGCUUCGAAAUCCGUAGCUGCCCCCAAUUGGCCUUUUAGGUAUUAAAUGCCAUUGGGGGAAACUGUAGAAAAAAGGUGGAUACUGGGGAGGCAAGCACAGAAGAUUCAGUCUUUAAAACAAAAAAAAAGAUCAGACUAUUUUUUCCCCCCAAGUAAUUAUACACUAUUCAUGUUCAUCUCCAUUCAGCUUUUUUGUUUAUCGACUAUAGCAGUCAGUUAUAUACACGGGGAAUGGAAAAAAAAAAAGUGAGGAGAGGGGAUUGGGCUGGGGGGGCGUGUAAAAAAAAAGCGAGGUCCCUGCAAUCUCACGCGGGGCCGCUAGGGGUACCUUUGUACCAUUUUUCCCCGCGCUGGUCUGGAGCGGAACCUCUGCUGGGGAAAACCAGGGUCCUCGGCGUCUCCGCGAGCCGAGCACCCAGAAUCCAAAAAGAUUUUUAAAAAAGAAGAAAGAACGAAAGAGAGAAGCCACCGCUCUUCCGCUCACCGAACAGGGCUACGACAUCGCUGCCGCUGGUGGGCUUCAGCGCCGGGGAUUCAUUUUGAGGUCAAUUUGCAGUGGAGAUGAAUCUGUGGGAUUAGCGGGAGUAUCUGAUCGCCGCUGGAAGAAGUAACGUCGUUGGAUCGUUUGUCUUCCGUGCUGACGGUCGGAUGCACACGGAGGCGGCUUUGCGUCCCCGGGAGGCUGGAUCCUGGCUGCAGCUGGAGAGGAAACGGGCUCCGUGGACACGUUUUGGAAGUGUCCGUGGGUGAACAGAAGAGAGAGAGGGGGAAGAAAAAGAAAGGGGAGGUGGGGGUGCAGUCGCGGCUGCUCGGAGAAGAGAAAAUAAAUAAAUAAAAACAAAGGGAGCAUCCUGAAUUCUGAAACAAUAUUGCGGGGGUGCUCACGAUGCCGAGACCAAAAAGGGGGUCCAGGAACUGGUGACUACUUUGGCCAGUUGGGCUGGCGCUGGCAGGCAGAGCGGUGUGGACGCCGCCUCCUCGAGUCCGGCAAGGGGCCUGGGGGAGAUGCGGGGUCCGCCUCUGUGGCUGCGGCUCGCCGAGGGAUAGAGACCUGCAGCCAACUGGAGUUGAUUUAUAAGAGGGAAAUCUACAGUUAAUGGCCUCUCUCACCACAUUGCUACUAUGGAAAACAGAGUGGUCAAUAGGAUAUGGUCUGAUAAAAAGCGAUGAUUGAAGAUGCUACUUCAAUACACGUGAAAUCAAUGGGAGAUACUGGCUGCAGGAAGAGCUUUCUGAGCUUUUCUCGACAAGUUCACUCUUGAGAAACAGGACGUGUAUUAUAACACCUUUCUCAAGUGGAUACAAAUACUUUUGCCUCACUGUAACCAGACAACUAGACAACUAAUGUGGGACCAUGGCACUGCCCAGAUGCACGUGGCCGGGUUAUGUUUGGAGAGCAGCAAUGGCGUGCUUGUUACACAGGGGGCUGGGCGCCUCAGUCACUCUCUGUGUGUUGGCGUGUUUGCUUCAGGCUGCCCACGUACUCUCCCAAAAAUUGGAUGAUGCAGAUCCACUGGUGACUACCAAUUUCGGCAAGAUAAGAGGGAUUAAGAAAGAACUCAAUAAUGAAAUUUUGGGGCCUGUUAUCCAGUUUCUUGGGGUUCCAUAUGCAGCACCGCCAACGGGGGAACAUCGCUUUCAGCCUCCAGAACCCCCGUCUCCCUGGUCAGAUAUCAGGAAUGCCACUCAGUUUGCUCCCGUGUGUCCCCAGAAUAUCAUCGAUGGCAGAUUGCCAGAAGUCAUGCUUCCCGUGUGGUUCACUAAUAACUUGGAUGUGGUUUCAUCAUAUGUACAAGACCAGAGCGAAGACUGCCUGUAUUUAAACAUAUAUGUCCCAACGGAGGAUGGUCCCCUUACAAAGAAACAGACAGAUGAUUUAGGUGAUAAUGACGGUGCUGAAGAUGAAGACAUUCGGGACAGUGGGGGCCCUAAACCAGUGAUGGUGUAUAUCCACGGCGGCUCGUAUAUGGAAGGUACUGGAAAUUUAUAUGAUGGGAGUGUCUUGGCAAGUUAUGGCAAUGUCAUCGUCAUCACAGUCAACUACCGCCUUGGGGUACUUGGUAAGACGUCUCUUAUUUUUACACCAUUAAUCCAUGAAGUAUGUGAUAGCUUUGUUCUGACUUCUGUUUUGCUCUGCAUUGUUUCACUCACUGUUCUAUGCUUGAUGACUUGUUUGAAAAAAAAGUUCUGAUCUUUUCAACAAAUUCUAUAAAUGUUCGUAAAUUACUAGAUGAAAGACAGCCAGGUUUGAUUUUAAGAUUUAAAGGUAAAAGGGAAUGAAAUGCUUCACCUUGUUGAGGAAUGUUCUGGGCUUUGUGAGUUUGACUUUUGUAGAACUGUGCAAGGUAACAAUCUGCUGAGGAAAAUUUAGUCCCUGGACAAAUUUUUCUUUCCUUACUUUUCUUUUUCACAAUGCAGUAAAAUUCCCCAGAGUUUGCCAUGAGCUUGGAAACAUGUAUGGACUGGCUUUGUGACCUAAUGAUUUGCCAAUGUGGUGUAGAUUUCUUUUUAAUUUGUCAUAUAAUAAUUAGAAAUAUUUUGUCUACGUGUAUUUUGAGUAAAUUAUUUGAUAUGGACAGCGUAUGUUGAGUAUAUAAAGUGACAAAGUCUUCGAUUCAAUAAUUGUGUACAUAGGGAGCAAAGGCAAAAUGGAGAUUCUUGGUUUGAAGGUAUCUGUAGAGAAAUAUUUUUGCAAAAAAACUAAUAAGCAUUCUAAAACAAGCAUGUUGUUUAUGAAAUAACCCAUUUAUAAAAGAUAAACUUGCUAUUCUACUUGUAUAAAUUUAAUUUUUUAGUAUUGUCACAAUUCGAGGAGUAAAAUUACUAUGUAAUUUAAUAAAGCACGUUUAUCUGCAGUAUUUUAGUUAGUAUUUGCUGAAAGAGUACAAUGCAUCAAAAACAGUUAUGUUUUUUAAAUCUUUGUCAAAGAGACACCUUCCUUAUUCAUUCUUUAUUCUAAAAUAUUUUGAAAAAAAGAAUUUAAAUUAUAUUCUCUUUUAUAAUAAUUGUCAGUAUUAUAUAUUUAGCCAUUGAGAAAUCAGUUGUUUUCCUCUUCAGUGUUAGUACUAUUCUAACUCCUGUGUAAUUAUAAUCCUAUAUUUAUGCUACUCUCAAAAUACAAAAAGAGAAUGAGUUUUGUCAAUCAUUUGUAUGUUUUGGAGAACGAGGUAUUUCAGGAAUGCAAAAUUGAAAUCUUGAUCUUUUUCUAGUUUUCUAUUUUAAAUUUAGAGUAUAGGGGAUGAGAUAAUAGAUACACUGUAUCAAUGUAGGUAUAAAAUAUUUCUGUAGCUUUGUUCAAGUAUACAUUACCUCCUCCAUAGUGUCCAAUCUUGCAUUGCUUCAGGUGUUCUUAUAAUUUCAGCCACAGGAUUAAAUGUCUUCCUACCUCUGGAAGCCCUGUGUGUUAGAAGGUCUGUGGAGAUGGCCCUAAUAAUUCUUAAAUAUUUUAGUGUUUCAUUUGUUUCUCAUGGAACAUUUUAAUGUGAGGAUCUUCAGUAACUUGCAUGCGUUUAAUUUAAAUUACAGUACUGUUUAUACCUCAAUUAUUUUUAUUAUUGUUCUCAUAUUUUUCGGAAUUUCUCAAGUUUUAAAUCCUGAUGCAGUGAUCAGUUUGAUGAUUGAAUAUCUGCAACUACAUUCCAAAGUGCUGUAACAGUGUUCUUAAAAACUUGAACAUCCACUUUGUGUGUGUGUGUAUAUGUGUGUGUGUGUAAAGACAUUUAAAGAAUCUUGACCACACCUUACGUUGCCUUGUUAUGGUAUUGGUUGUAAUCACAUAAGUAAGGUUCCAUCAAGUGAACGAUGUUGUUCUGCUAAUAUAAGCUUUGCCACUGUUUUAUGUAUUCAGAACUGAUGAGGACCUGAUUUUGAUCAAAUUUGAAUCCUAUAUUCAUGCUCAUAUGCUGUUUUUAAAUGCCAUACUCUGAAUGAAUGUUAAAGGAGAAUGGAUUAACCAGCUAAAAAAUGAAGAAAUCCACUUGUUUGGUCUGUAAAAUGGCAAGUGGUGUUGAUAAUGCAUGAUUUUCCCAGCGUUGACUAUUUGUUCUUGCUCUGCUUCAGUUUAGGGUUUAACUUUAGUUGUCUUCUAAUAAUCACCACUGUGGAUCAGCUGUCCUUUAUUGACUUCCUCUCAACAUGAAAAUGUACAAAACUCUUAGGAAAUGCUUUUAGGUGUAUCUUGGAACAUUUGUUCUGGAAUGGGUAUAUUCUGGUCACUUUCUUCCUACAAUCUAUGUUAGGCUUUGUGAAAAUGUAUUUAAGUGAGUUGAUUCAUGAAAAAUAAAUGAUCAGAAUAUUUAUUUCAGCACAAUAUGCAUGUGUGGUAUACCAUAACCAGAGCAACAGCUCCUCUGACAGAGCUGCGACCAAGACCGUAGGG
This is a messenger RNA of Miniopterus natalensis, 7796 nucleotides long. The record is from RefSeq and is a predicted model, not a curated record. Lineage: Eukaryota; Metazoa; Chordata; Mammalia; Chiroptera; Miniopteridae.